Microbotryum saponariae is the source of this 1586-nucleotide messenger RNA. The record is from the annotation of a GenBank genome assembly. NCBI's taxonomy places the organism in Eukaryota, Fungi, Basidiomycota, Microbotryomycetes, Microbotryales, Microbotryaceae.
AUGCAAUCCUCCAUUCUCAGAACCCGUCUCACAGCUGCUCAGGUCAGUGCACACCUCGACCAUCCGCGUGUCGUUUCAGAGCUCGGCUGACGUUGCCCGAUUUCGACCCCCACCUGGGCUCAUUAUCAUCACUCAAAAACAGAACGUCUCGCGUCGUACCCUCUCUACCCAGAGGGCGACACAAGUCCCUCCUGUGGCCGGCCAACCGCCCAUCAUCGUCAACACCGGCCGCCCUGUUGUCGGUGCUCCGCAACCCCAUCCCGUGCCCAACCCUCCGAGGGCGGCGCCCGGUGGAAGCGGACCUAACAUCCCGUGAGCCAACUUGUCGUCGGCGCAAGCCCUCGUUCAGAUCCUGCCAUUUAGCAUUCUGAAUCCCGCCUCUGUCCUCCAUAGCGUGAUCAUCGGCAUCGUUGCGGUCGGCGGCGGCCUAUUUUGGUAUCUCAACAAACCCACUGAGGCGAAGCGCGAGAUCCGCCAGCUGGAGAACAAGGCCGAAUCCGCUUUCGACGCUGCGAAGGACAAGACCGAAGAUGCUUUGGAGAAGACGAAGUACAAGGUCGAGUCCGUUGUCGACUCGGCAAAGGACAAGCUCUCGGCCGAUCGCUCGACCCAGGUCCAAGCCAAGGCCGAUGAGGUCAAGAGCAAGGCUUCGGGUUGGUUCAGCAGCGCCGAGUCGGACGCCGAGAAGGCAAAGCGAGAAGCGACGGCGGCCUACCAGGACACCAAGAGCACCGUCGGGAAGAAAGUUGAGGAGGUCAAGCAAGAGGGACAAUCGUGGCUCUCGUGGGGAGGUGACAAGGCUGCCGAAGCCAAGUCCACAGCCAAAGAACAAGUGAGUCGCUGGCAUCGAUGUCCAGCCGUUCGUCACUUUUCGGCGACUGAGCCCUGUUGGUUUGGCUUCGUUGUAGGUCGCCGACGCCAAGUACUCUGCGAAGCAAACGGGCGAAGAGAUCAAAGCUGAGGUGAGUAUCUCGCAACUCAGCUUUCGAAGCCGAACUUUGUUGCAGUAUUCUGAUCCAUUCUCUUCGCUUUUUUCUGUACAACAGAGCAAGUCGUGGUUCAGCUGGGGAUCCGCCAAGGCCGAUGAUGCCGAGAAAGCGAGCAAGUCGGCCGCUCGCGAUGCCGAGUACAAGAUCCAGUCCGCCGCCGAUUCCGCGAACCGAACGGCACAGGAAGCGGCCGAUGCCACCAAACGCGACUACUACGAAGCCAAGGACUUGGCCCAGCGUGAGCUCGAUGCGACGCGCAGGUCCGCUCGCGAUGUUGCGCAGUAUGCCGAGGAUGGCGCGAGGGACACGGCGAACGCCGUCAAGCGAGGUGCCGAGGAUGCGGGCCGUGUCGCGCAGGAGAAGGCCGAGGAGGCCAAGCAAGCAGCUUCGUCGUGGUUCUCGUGGGGGUCAAAGAAAGCCGACGACGCCGCUGAUGUCGCUGCCACCAAGGCCAGCGAGACUAAGAACGCCGCCGUCGGUGCCGUGCAGGCCGUCAAGGACAAUGUCAAGGACAAUGUCAAGGAUGGACUCCUGUGGGCCGAAAACAAGGUCGAGUCCGGAGCCCAACGGGCACAGCACGAGACGAAGAAGCUUUAA